AUGGCUGACGACAAAGAGGUAGAGAAAACGAUUGCCGAGGACUUGGUUGUAACCAAGUAUAAAUUAGCUGGACAAAUCGUGAACCGUGUCCUAGAACAAGUUAUUGCUAAAUGUGUACCCGAUGCCAGCGUUCGUGAAAUAUGCGAAUAUGGUGACAAUCUAUUACUAGAGGAGACUUCGAAAGUGUUUAAGAAGGAGAAGGAUUCCAAAAAGGGCAUCGCAUUUUCGACGUGUGUUUCAGUGAACAAUUGUAUUUGUCACUUUUCUCCUAUUCCAAGUGAAACCGAUAGUGUUCUGAAGCAGGGAGACCUUGCUAAAAUUGACUUGGGCGCACACAUAGAUGGAUUUAUUGCAGUGGUUGCGCACACUGUUGCCGUUGGAGGUGGAGAAGUAUCAGGUCGGGCUGCUGAUGUUCUGCUUGCUGCUCAUCAUGCUAGUGAAGCCGCCUUGAGGUUAUUAAGACCAGGCAAUGAGAAUUAUGCUAUAACUGACGUUGUCCAAAAGAUUAGUACGGAAUAUGGAUGUAAACCUAUGGAAGGAAUGCUGUCACACCAAUUAAAACAAUUCCGGAUUGAUGGAGAAAAAAGCAUUAUUCAAAACCCUACUGAAGCCCAGAGAAAGGAACAUGAAAAGGCAUCUUUUGAAACAUAUGAAGUCUAUGCAAUGGAUGUUCUUAUUUCUACUGGAGAGGGUGUGGGUAGAGAAAUGGACACUAGAUGUACAAUAUAUAAGAAAACUGACGAAGUUUAUCAACUAAAAUUAAAAGCUUCAAGAAUGUUCUACAGUGAGGUACGCAACAAACAUGGUUCUAUGCCCUUCAACUUGAGAAGCUUUGACAAGGAAACCAGUGCAAGACUAGGAUUAGUGGAAUGUGUCAACCAUAAGCUCAUUGAGCCUUUUCAGGUACUGUAUGAACGUCCUGGGGAACUGGUGGCGCAAUUCAAGUUUACAGUACUUUUGUUACCAAGUGGUACACACCGCAUAACUGGUUUGCCAUUUGACAAAGCGCAGUGCCACACAGAGCGUACCAUUAAGGACCCAGAAUUAAAUGCUCUUCUUAACUCAUCUACAAAGUCAAACAAGAAGAAGAAAAAGAAAGCUGGUGCUGAGGAGCCCAUGGAGGUAGAGACAGCUGCCUAG
Leptosia nina is the source of this 1140-nucleotide messenger RNA. The record is from the annotation of a GenBank genome assembly. NCBI's taxonomy places the organism in Eukaryota, Metazoa, Arthropoda, Insecta, Lepidoptera, Pieridae.